Messenger RNA from Dracunculus medinensis (Guinea worm), 1047 nucleotides. The record is from the annotation of a GenBank genome assembly. Lineage: Eukaryota; Metazoa; Nematoda; Chromadorea; Rhabditida; Dracunculidae.
AUGAGUAUAUUACUAACGGGUGCGGCUGGUUUCAUUGGUAGUCACGUUGCUGUUGAAUUAAUUAACGCUGGUUAUAACAUUGUAUGUGUUGAUAAUUUCAUCAAUUCGGUGCAAGAUGAAAUGGGAGAUGCAGUUAGCUUGAAGCGAGCUGAGAAAAUUGUUGGUCAAGAAAUAUGUUUUAUUUUUGCAGAUUGCACGAAUGAACGCGAUCUUGAAAAAGUUUUUCAAAAACAUACGAUAACUGGUGUUGUUCAUUUGGCAGGGCUUAAAGCAGUUAAAGAAUCGGUUGAAUUUCCUCUCGAUUAUUACAACAAUAAUCUUUUGGCAACACUUUCGUUGCUUAAAAUGUGUAAGAAAUAUAAUGUGAAAAAUUUCGUUUUUUCGAGCAGUGCAACAGUUUAUGGAACUCCAGUGAAAUUGCCUAUAACAGAGGAACAUCCUACUGGCGUCGGUAUUACAAAUCCUUAUGGACAAACGAAAUACAUAAUUGAAAAGAUCUUAAUUGACUUAUCGAAUGCAGAAAAGGAUUGGAACAUUGUGCUUUUGAGAUACUUUAAUCCCACUGGCGCUCAUCAAACUGGUCUUAUUGGCGAAGAUCCUAAAGGAAUACCAAAUAAUUUAAUGCCUUAUAUAAGUCAAGUGGCGAUUGGCAAAUUGGAACGUUUAUAUAUUUAUGGUGACAACUUUGAAACUCCAGAUGGUACUGGAAUUCGUGAUUAUAUUCAUGUUGUUGAUUUAGCUCGUGGUCACGUUUCGGCAUUUGAUCGUAUUAAAAAAUUGGGUUCAAUUGGUUGUGAAGUUUAUAAUUUGGGAACUGGUAAAGGAUAUUCGGUUAAAGAAAUGGUCGCUGCCUUCGAAAAAGCCAGUAAUAGAAAGGUUCCAUCAGAAAUAACUACUCCACGACCAGGUGAUAUAGGUUGUGUUUAUUGUGACCCAUCGUUGGCCAAAGAGAAAAUGAACUGGGAAUGCGAAUUCGGGCUGGAAGAGAUGUGUCGCGAUCUAUGGAAUUGGCAGUUAAAAAAUCCGAAUGGAUUUUCGUCUCUUUAA